Aspergillus campestris IBT 28561 is the source of this 951-nucleotide messenger RNA. Its product is annotated as carbon-nitrogen hydrolase family protein. The transcript has 4 exons. NCBI's taxonomy places the organism in Eukaryota, Fungi, Ascomycota, Eurotiomycetes, Eurotiales, Aspergillaceae. Bases 1 to 951 code for a protein of 316 amino acids. Gene Ontology annotation, molecular function: catalytic activity. The record is from RefSeq and is a predicted model, not a curated record.
AUGCCUACUGUCCGUGUGGGUGCCAUUCAGGCCGAGCCAGUGUACCUGGAUCGGGAGGGGGCCGUCAACAAAGCUAUCGAGCUCAUUAAAGAGGCCUCGCAGAAAGGCGUGCAGGUCCUAGCCUUUCCGGAGGUCUGGAUCGGAGGGCCUAUCUGGGCGCAAUCCCCAUUUGAGUCCGGCGGGUUCGUCUCCAAGUACAUCGCCCAGUCGUUGCCCAGAGAUUCGCCCGAGAUGAGACGGAUUCAGGAUGCUUGCAAGGAGCAUUCCGUGUUUGUCGUGUUGGGGUAUAGCGAAAAGGACAAUGGCAGUAUCUACAUGGCUCAGGCCUUCAUCAACGAAUCCGGUGAAAUCAUCCACAACCGUCGCAAGAUCAAGCCCACCCAUGUGGAGCGUAGCCUCUGGGGCGAAGGCCAGGCCGACUCCCUCAAAUGUGUCGUCGACUCCCAGCACGGCCGGAUUGGCGCCCUGAACUGCUGGGAAAACCUGCAGCCUCUCCUCCGAUACUACGAGUACAGCCAGAACGUGCAGAUCCACGUGGCGGCGUGGCCUUCGUUCGCGGCACAUCCGCGCGAGGUCGACUUCCCGCUGCCAUACAGCAACUCGGGCGAGGCGAGUCAGCGCCUGAGUCAGAUGGUCGCGAUGGAGGGCCAGACGUUCGUCCUCUGCGCGACGGGGGUGCUGAAAGCCGAGAGCCACGAGCUGAUGGGGGUGAAGGACCGAGGGCUUUUCCACAAGGACGGCGGUGGUUUUGCGAUGAUCUUCGGGCCGGAUGGGAGACCGCUGGUGGAGCCCAUGCCCGCAGGAGAGGAGGGAAUCCUGACGGCAGAUGUCGAUCUGGACGCGAUCCACGGCGCCAAAAACAUGUGUGACCCGGUGGGUCACUACUCCCGGCCGGAUCUGCUGAGUCUGCACGUGAACACCGUGCCAGCCAAGGCGGUGCACCAUGAGUAG